Messenger RNA from Penicillium diatomitis, 2523 nucleotides. RefSeq lists its product as uncharacterized. Gene Ontology annotation, molecular function: GTPase binding. The record is from RefSeq and is a predicted model, not a curated record. NCBI's taxonomy places the organism in Eukaryota, Fungi, Ascomycota, Eurotiomycetes, Eurotiales, Aspergillaceae. Bases 1 to 2523 code for a protein of 840 amino acids. The transcript has 4 exons.
AUGGACACGACUGAGCCACGGCGCGGGGUGUCAGAGGAAGAUGACCAUGAUCAUGCCCCAAGCCCCGCGUCCCCGGAACCCCAGCAGGAACUCCCCGAUGACCUGCCCAAAUCACUGGAUGAUCGCCGGACGGUCCCAGUAUACCAGGAGACUGAGAUGUACGAUGCAUGGCAGGGGCAAUCGCAAUUCUUGACGACUCCGGUGGCUGCGAGACCUCUUAGCUUUAGUCUCGCUCUCGACGACCAUAUGCAUGAUUCCGAGACCGAUAUGCGCGCACGAGACAUGGAGGAUAGUGAUGCCCGGCUGAUUGAGAUGCUUGCGGCGCAAGCCACUCACCGGGAGGUUGACUCGCUGGGCGCGAAUGAGGAGAGGAUUGCUGCAGAUGAGAAUCUGACCGUGGCGGAGAAGAGGGAUAUGUUGCAGAAGAGUCUCAACAUGGCUGCUAGCAAUGGUGAUGUGGAGCGCGUGCGCAAAUUGAUCAGUGGGCCGGCGAAGAACUAUAUUGAUGUGAAUAAGCCUGAUGAAGAAGGGACGGCGCCGCUUAUCUAUGCUAGCUGUUUUGGCCAUCAAGAAGUCGUUUCAGCUCUCCUCGACGCCGGAGCCUUUGUCGAUCAGCAGGACCGCAAUCAAUGGAGCGCAUUGAUGUGGGCCAUGACCAACCGCCACAAAACCAUCGCAAAGAUUCUACUCGACCAUGGGGCUUCACCGGAUAUCAAAUCAUCUUCUGGAGGUACCGCUUUUGACUUUGCGCAACCAGGCAGUGAGAUCUCAGAGUACUUGCACGAGAAUGGCUAUCAUUUCGGCGCUGCGGGGGUGGUGGAUGACUUUUAUGACGCCGGGCUGGCCCAUGGGCGUUUUGAGGAAGAGCUCGCUGAGAAUGAGAUGAAACGCCGAAUGAUGAUGGAAGAAAGCGCCAUCAAUUUAGAAGUGGAUUUGUCCAGUCUGGGCUUGGACGAAAAGCUCGAGCCCUCCGAUGAUGAAGAUCUAGACGAUGAGCAGCAGGAGUUUGUCUGGGAUCGGUGCCUGAACGAUCAGAUGUUUGUCUUUCAAGACCAUGAGCUCGAGCGCAUUCUCGACAUGAUCAUUUCCAAUAUGACUCCGCAAAGAUCUCCGUCUCAGAAACCUGUUCCGGCCAACUUGCUUUUCCUCAUGGCCCGCUAUGCACAUUAUCACGCCAGCCCGGAGCUCCUUACAAUACUGCUACAUUCAGCGACUGAUAAGAUCAAUGAUGUCGUGGAACGAUAUCAGUGGGACAUGACGAUGCAGGCAUUCUGGAUGUCAAACGCGACGUUGCUACUCCACUAUUUGAAGAAGGAUGCUGGUCUCGUGCAGGCGACGAUACAAUUUCAGCUGCACUUGGCAGAGCUGAUCAAUGAGAUCUUUGUUCUGAUUAUUCGCGAUGCCGAGCGUCGCAUGAACAAGGUCCUCGAUGCAGCGAUGCUUGACCACGAGACCAUUCCGGGCAUGGAAGAUAUCGCUUUUCAAAACGAAUGGAAGCUGUUCCGCAAGAAGAAGUCGGAAGCUCCAGAGCCUGCCGAGAAACGGUUCCGCCCACCCUCACCUCGCCGACGAGCGCAGAUCUCUCCCCGCAACAUCACCUCGCUUCUCUCAUCUACGCUGUUUGUGCUAGACCUCUACGAUGUACAUUCGGUCAUCACGACACAAAUUAUCUCCCAACUUCUCUACUGGCUCGGUGCGGAGAUCUUCAACCGCAUCAUGAGCACACGACGAUAUCUUGCACGCACCAAGGCGAUGCAGAUACGGAUGAACGUGUCUGUUCUGGAGGAUUGGGCUCGAACCAACAACCGCCAACCUGAACACUACGAAAACGGAUCGUUAACGACCACCGGUGAGACCACCGUGGACGCUGCUCGCCGGCAUCUGGCCCCGGUCAUUCAACUCCUCCAGUGGCUGCAGUGUUUCUCUUCUCUCGGCGAGGACCACGAAUCUCUCGUGACCACGCUAUUGCAGCUCCAGCAACUCACCCCAACCCAGCUGGUGCAUGCCGUCAAAUCCUAUCGGGCCGAAGUCGGUGAAAAGGGACUCACCAAGCAAGCGAUGCGCUUCCUGCUCGAUGUCCAACGCGAUCCGGAACUGAUGUACCGCGAACAAUUCCGGAUCCAAGAGGAAAAAGCCCGCGCAGACGCCGGCCCCAUCGCCCCUACCACCAUCGACAACCGACCAAAGACGCCGACCCAAGACAACCCCCAGGGAGACCCCCCAGCGAAUCCCACCAGUCCCGAGCACGGGCAGGGGCAGGGGCAUACCUCUCCCGGCUCCGUCGCCGGAACCUCCAGACCGGGGAGUAUAUCGGGUCCGUCGCGAAAUGACGAACGGCCUGGCAGGGACAACGUCUUCCUUGAUACCACCUUCUUCUUACCCUUUUCCCUGCCGACCAGUACAGACAUGCUCAUCAGCUAUGGAGCCGGCUUGGGCGGGACGAAUCGCGAGCGUGCGCGCAAGUAUAUUCCGACGGUGCCUCCGGAAGUGCUGAGUCGGUUGGAUCGUGGCGCGGAAGCUUAG